Messenger RNA from Scomber scombrus (Atlantic mackerel), 3905 nucleotides. RefSeq names its product sp1 transcription factor (gene sp1). The transcript is spliced from 6 exons. The record is from RefSeq and is a predicted model, not a curated record. Gene Ontology annotation, biological process: regulation of transcription by RNA polymerase II. Lineage: Eukaryota; Metazoa; Chordata; Actinopteri; Scombriformes; Scombridae. Gene Ontology annotation, molecular function: RNA polymerase II cis-regulatory region sequence-specific DNA binding; DNA-binding transcription factor activity, RNA polymerase II-specific. Bases 78 to 2192 code for a protein of 704 amino acids.
GUCAAGUUAGUGUGAAGUUGUGAAAAGUUGUCAACCCCGAGAAAAAAAAGAAGAGAAACUCCUCCCGUCUUCAAAUUAUGAGCAAUCAGCAGCAGGGUGAAAUGGCCGCUGCAGAGAGCGGUGGAGGCUUCAGUCAAAAGCGAAACACAAACUCACAAGACUCGCAGCAGCCAUCUCCUCUUGCCUUGCUGGCAGCCACAUGCAGUCGGAUUGACACACCAGGAGAGAAUGAUUCACCUGCUGACCAACAACAGCAACACCAGCAGCAACAGCUGGACAUGAAUCAAGGUGUUUUCACCUCCAGUGCCAAUGGCUGGCAGGUUAUCCCUCUCGGUGUUCAAGCGACCUCAGGCACCAACACCAUCACCACCGAUUCUUCAGGGGUGAUGACGAUCGGAGAUGCAGGAAAGAGCAGACAGGUGCAGUCACCAUCAGCAGUUGCUGUAAGCACUCAGGGACAGCAGCAGCAGGCACAGCAAUAUGUAGUUGCUCAGGCUCCAUCACUGCAGGGUCAGCAAUUGCUCACCACCCUAUCAGGUGUGAUGCCCAACAUUCAGUACCAGGUUAUUCCUCAGUUUCAGACAGUAGAUGGGCAACCUCUGCAGUUUGCACAGGCUCAGCACGAUUCUGGUGUUUCUGCAGCAGGACAAGGACAGCAGUUUCAGAUAGUGUCCUCUCCCAAUGGCCAGCAGAUAAUAGCUGCAACUAACAGAGCUGGUGGAGGAGGAAACAUCAUAACGAUGCCCAGUCUCAUUCAGGGAGCAAUCCCCAUACAAAAUAUUAGCUUAGGCAAUGGCGUAUUACAGAACCAGCCCCAGUUCCUCGCAAAUAUGCCUGUGUCACUAAAUGGAAACAUCACUUUGUUGCCCGUCAGUGCUGGAGCCAGCGGUGCAGGUGGAGAUGCAAAUGGUGGAGGGGAUACAGGGGGAAACCAGCUUAUACAGCAGCCAGUGUCUUCCAACAGUGGGGCAGGUUACAUGACAAGUGCGUCCACUGUCACCACGCAGACGACGUCUUCUUAUGGAAUGACCCAAACACACAACAGUAAUGUAGCAGUGACGGGGACAUUACAGCAGAACACAGCAUCUUCUCUGGGCAUCCCUAUACAGCCAGACAACAGAGACGGACAGCAGCCACAGCAGAUCCUUAUCCAACCUCAGCAAAUUAUUCAAGGUGGAACACCCCUCCAGACCAUACAGGCAGGUACUGUCACGACUGCAGGCGGUCAAGUAUUUGCUGCUCCAACUCUCAGCCAGGAAGGGCUUCAAAACCUUCAAAUUAUGCCAAACACAAGCCCCAUCCUGCUGCGCACUGUUGGGCCCAAUGGCCAGGUGAGUUGGCAGACCAUUCAGAUCCAGAGUCCAGCAGGAGCACAGAUCACACUGGCCCCGAUGCAGUCUCUCUCGCAGCUGGGCCAGACUCAGGGACCUGCUGCAGCUGUCAACACUGUGCAGAUCCCGAGCCUCCAAACCAUAAAUCUCAACUCACUCGGCAGCUCAGGGCUGCAGAUGCACCAGCUGCAGGGUCUUCCCAUCACCAUCGCCAGCACAGGAGGAGAACAGGCAUUGCAGAUGAGCGGUGAAAGUUUGGAUGAUAGUACAGCCAUUGGUGAGGAUGUAAGCCCUCCUCCUCAAGGACGACGUAACCGCAGAGAAGCCUGUACCUGCCCCUUCUGCAAGGAUGGAGAAGGACGUGACCCAACUAAAAAGAAGCAGCACAUUUGUCACAUCACCGGAUGUGGGAAGAUCUACGGCAAGACAUCCCACCUGAGGGCUCACCUCCGCUGGCACACGGGAGAACGGCCCUUCGUCUGCGGCUGGUCUUUCUGUGGCAAACGAUUCACCCGUUCAGAUGAACUUCAGCGCCACAAGAGGACGCACACAGGUGAGAAGAGGUUUAUUUGCCCAGAGUGUCCAAAACGCUUCAUGCGCAGCGACCACCUCUCCAAGCACAUCAAAACCCACUUAAACAAGAAAACAGCCACCGUCGCCAACAACAGCACCACAGUUUCGACUGAUGCUGGUUCCCCUGCGGCAGGAACGGAAGCCGGCACUGGAGCAGUGUCGGCCAGUGACCAGCACACCAUUGUCACCAUGGAAACCUUAUCUGCAGAGAGCAUAGCUCGAUUAGCCAGCAGUGGGAUCAACAUGAUGCAGGUGGGCCUUCACCAGAUUAAUGGCAACAGCUACUAAGAACGGAGGAGGAGCAGGACGAUGGCCUUGGUGGACGUUGUAUUUGGACGUUUCAGGUUAAAAAGGGCACGUCUGACUGCAGACACAGAACCUCUCAAAGGCUUUAGGCGGGAGAAGUGGUCACAAUGCAACAUAAGACACUAUUGAGAACUGAGGCAGAAAUGCUGAUUUCCGUCUUCCCAGGUAUCUGUGGCAUUUAAAGAUCAUAGGUGGUUGAGUUGGAUUAAAAUGUUAGACUAGAGAAAUCAUCAUGAAAUCUUAUUUCCCCUGAGUGGAAAUGGCAAUACACUAACAUUUGUCCCACACGAAGCACCAAUCUUAAUUGAUAAUGGGAUUGCAAUAAAACACACAGACCAGCUCACUUGACGUAGAAUUGUUAGUAAUAUUCUCUCUACAGCCGUCUUUAGUAAAGAGAUGACACUACUAAGUCAGACUCUCACCCUUGUUUCCAAGGAUGUGAGCUUUGCAAACUUCUGCCCCUCUUUACCUCAGGUGGUUCUUGCCCUCUCAAACUGGGCUGCUAUAUAUAUCAUGCGUGCCCCUCAGGUUAACUAGCCCUCAUCAUCCCAUAAUGCUGAAUUCCCCUGUAAAGCUAAAGUGGAAUAUUAUCAUCAUAACCUCUGGCAGCAAACAUUUAGCUCUCUGAAUGUGUUCACAAACUAACAAUCUCACUAUCAUAGGAAUAAUAUGUGAAGCGUUUUAGGAGUUUAGAAGUGGGCUGGAGUACAUUAGGUCAUGACCUGGUCAGAGCCAGAAGCACUAAUCAGUGUGAGGAUGUAGGUGUUUAAGAGCACUGAAAUCCUGAGAAUAACUGUUUAACCUCUUGUGUAGGUACACACAUCCAAGCCAUCAUGCUUUGAUAUGUUUAUCAUAGCAAAAAAAACCUUUUUGAUUUUUUUUUUAUGUGUAUAUAUAUAUAUUUGCUAAUGUAAAGGCUACAGAAAUUCUUAGUAUAGGCAGGAUCAUCUUACGUGAUUGUGAGAAAUUGCCUUUCAGUUGUAUGAACCUCUCAUGCACAAUCAAUCUUAAUCUUAUGUUAUAACUUUUAUAUAUAUAUGUAGAUUAAAUGUGUAAACUUUAAGAGCCUUUUCUGUCAUAGAAUAAUGUAUUCUAUACAGUCCUGAUCUUCCCAGUACUUUCUUUCUGUGGUAUACUUAUUAUCUGAGACUUUGCCUUGCAGUCACAUCAGUUUCUUUUGUGGAGAAUUGUUUAGUCAUAUCUGCUCAGAGUGAAGUAUUUUGUAAUAAUGACCAGACAGCAUAAAUAUGUAAGCUCAAACCAAAGGUUCAUACUCAGUUUAUAAGCAAAACUAGGAAAACUGUCUUUGGUCCAUGAACUUUCUAAUACAUUUUACACUUGUAAUGCAUACAUUUAAGUUCUAACUGGAAAAUAUCCAGCUUAAAGGCAAACCUCGGCGCACAUCCCUUUGUUGUCCAAAUAAAUAAGUUGAAAAAUAUAGUAAGGGUCAAGGUUUUUCUGAAAAGAUGUGCUUCUCACCAUUGUAUUCAUUUUGUGAUCUGCUUAAUUUGAGGAACAAUUGUAAAUUUCAUGUCAGAAAAUGUGUUUAAAAACUCUCCUUUGAAACUCUACAGACUAAGUUCAUUGGACAACAAGUGCUCUUAUUUCUUUUUGCCCCAUUUUAAAUAAGGGAUUUUAUAUUGUGUGUAUUCUACUACUGCAAAUGCCAACAGCUGGAUUAAAAUUAUGAAUUUA